AAAAAGACUGAACUUUUUUAGCUUGAGAUUUACGAAAGAGAAAUGCUGAGAAGAAAGCCCAGCAAAAUCGAAGUAAAAAUCGAAGACAAAGAAGAACUCGAAGAAGCUCGCAAACGCGCCGCCCUCAUCGCCGCCUCUUCCUCCACCAGUACCGCCGCCGGUACCGGCGGAGCUGCCACAGCCGGUGUCUCCUCUCUCCUCCAACACUUCGACCGAUCAACAGUCGAUCCUUCCUCCAAAAACAACCGCAUCGGCCUCAAUUAAUGGAGGUUGAAGUGAAGCUCAGGUUGCCUGAUUCAUCAGCACAUCAGAAGGUACUCUCACUUUUCUCAUCGCACCACAAAAAAACACACCACCAGCGUAACACUUUCUUCGAUGGCGCUGCCGGCGAGUUGAGCUCGCGCCGGGCUGUUCUCCGGCUUCGAUUCUAUGAGAACUCGGAGAAAGUGAAAUGCAUGGUGUGUCUCAAGGCUAAAGCUGUAAUUAUCGACGGUGUUAGUCGAGUGGAAGAGGAUGAAGAGGAAUUAGAUCCGAAAAUUGGAUAUGAAUGCGUUUCUAACCCUAGAAAACUGAUGGAGGUAGAUUCUAGGGUUUUGAAAAGGGCAAGAGAGGAAUUUCAUGUUGGGGAAGAAGGGUUUAUUGGAUUGGGUGGGUUUAAGAAUGUGAGGAAUGUGUUUGAGUGGUGUGGUGUGGAAUUGGAGGUAGAUGAGACUAUGUAUGACUUUGGUACUUUUUAUGAGAUUGAAUGUGAAAGCUUGGAGCCAGAGAAAGUUAAAGCAAUGAUUGAGGCAUUCUUGAAGGACAAUGACAUUGAUUACAGCUAUUCAGAAGUGUCAAAGUUUGCUACUUUCCGGGCCGGAAAGUUGCCUUAGUUUACCUUCUAGAUGGUACGCCAUAUCUCGAAGGCUUGAAGUGUUCAUUGCCUCAGUAUUUUGCAGUUGAGUCUUACCAUCUCGCAUAUGUUUGGGACGAGACUUGACAAGCCUGAAAUAAUAUUUUGUGGUUUCCUAAUCACAUACGCUCUUGCUGAUAGAGUUUCUUAUGUAUUUUUGGGUUCUAUUUAGAACAUCAAUAUCUUCUAUUUGUGGAGAUGGAGUAUUUAGUAUUAAGCUUAAUGUUGAACUUUAUGUUUCUCACCAGUCUCUUUGUCAAACUGCUUGGAAAUGCUUUAUUUGAAGCCGAGGGUCGAUCAGAAGCAACCUCUCUAUCUCUAUGCAGUAGAGGCAAGGUCUUCAUACAGUCUACCCUCCCCAGACCCCACUUGUGGGAUUAUAUUGGGUA
Messenger RNA from Solanum lycopersicum (tomato), 1281 nucleotides. Its product is annotated as triphosphate tunnel metalloenzyme 3. Lineage: Eukaryota; Viridiplantae; Streptophyta; Magnoliopsida; Solanales; Solanaceae. The record is from RefSeq and is a predicted model, not a curated record.